UCUUCUGCACCGAAACAAAACGCCCUCUACUGGCAAAAACUACUGGCCAUAUUUGUCAAAAUAUUUCCAGAAUUUUACAAACAUCUCAAAAUUUCCCAGCCCUAGGAAAUCAAAAUUGCAAUAAGCCCGCUUUUUUAAUAUGAGAGUUCUUUCAUCUGUCCAAGGGACAGGACAUGGAAUAUAGAAGUGUCGUUUAUAACGCAGCACGAGACGGUAAACUGAACCGUCUGAAAAUCUUCCUUGAUCACAAAUCUAAAGAUGUCGUACGCCAGCUUGUUCAGGCAAAGACAAAUGGAGCCACACCGCUGAUUAUGGCGGCCAGAAACGGCCACUUUGAUGUGGCUAAGUAUUUGAUAGAGCAGUGUGGUGCAGAUUUUGAGCAGGUUGGGUCUGUAACAUUUGAUGGUGAAACAAUUGAGGGUGCCCCACCAUUGUGGUGUGCUGCAGCUGCUGGUUAUCUUAAUAUUGUGGAAUUUCUUGUAACAAGAACAGCAUCAGUUAAUAAAACCACACUUACAAACUCUACUCCACUGAGAGCUGCAUCAUUUGAUGGACAUUUUGAAAUAGUGAGGUUCCUGGUUGAAAAUGGAGCAGACAUAGAAAUAGCAAACAGACAUGGUCACACAUGUUUAAUGAUAGCUUGCUAUAAAGGACAUCAUGAUAUUGCUAAAUAUCUCCUGGAAAAGGGAGCAGAUGUCAACCGAAAAAGUGUUAAAGGUAAUACUGCUCUGCAUGAUUGUGCCGAGUCUGGCAGUCUUGAAAUCUUGAAGCUUCUACUCGAGCACAAUGCUCGAAUGGACAAAGAUGCUUAUGGGAUGUCACCAUUGCUGGCUGCAGCAGUCGCAGGAUAUUCCACAAUUGUUGAAUUUCUAAUAGAGAGGGAAGAAUGUACAAAGGAAGAAAAAAUAGAUGCAUUGGAACUUCUUGGUGCUACAUAUGUGGAUAAAAAACGUGAUAUGCUUGGAGCUAUACUGUUUUGGCGGCAGGCUAUGGAGGAGCGAUUUUCAAAUGAACACCAUCCUGUGUUAAAACCCGAAAGAACAUCAACUAUACCAGCGUAUGAAAAUUCAAAGGAAGUGGUUUCAGUUGAUCAGCUUGAUGAAUUAAUAUCUGAUCCUGAUGACAUGAGGAUGCAGGCAUUACUGGUAAGGGAGAGAAUUCUCGGGCCAGCCCAUCCUGACACAUCAUAUUACAUCAGAUACCGAGGUGCUCUGUAUGCUGACAUGGGUAAUUUUGAUCGUUGCAUACAGCUGUGGACAUAUGCACUUGAUAUGCAACAAAAUGUGUUGGAACCAUUGAGUCCAAUGACACAAAGUAGUUUCUUAUCAUUUGCAGAGCUCUUCUCUUUCAUGACCACUGAAUGGAGAAAUCGUCCAGCACAUCCAGUCCCUUUCAAAGAUAUAAUGGCUGUGUUACUGAAGGCAGUCAGAGAGCUUGAUCGGGGUAGAAAACAUUUGACAAGCUUGGAAGCAUCAGAAAGAGAUACCACCAAUGUAAACAGACUUCUUGUGAUAAUCAUGCAUAUAAUAUGUCUGAUGUGUAGAUUAAAAAGAAAUCUUAGCAAACAAGAGGAGGAAUUAUUUAAAAAGAGUGUGUACAGUUUAAUCAAGAUGAAACCUACAAGUGCCAAAGGCCAGUCUCCGCUACACCUUGCUUGUUCUAAAGAGACAACAAAUGUGGGACGGUACCCAGUUUGUUCAUUUCCCUCUCUACCAGUGAUAUCUCUUUUACUUGAAGUAGGUUGCGAUGUAAAUGCAGUAGACUCGGAGAAGAACACUCCUUUGCAUGUAGCUGCCACAAAUAAACCCUGCAGAGCGGAGGUUUUUUCCUUGCUUCUUAAACAUGGGGCUCACAUAGACACUUGUAAUGUUGAUAGAAAAACUCCUAUGCAGCUUAUAAGAGGAACAACUAUAUAUGAGAUAGCGUCACCUCUCGAACACACAACUCUACAAUGCUUAGCUGCCAGAAAAAUUGUAAAGUGUGCUAUCCCAUAUCAGGGUUUCAUUCCAAAAAGGCUAGAGCAGUUUGUGGAAAUGCACUGAUACAUAUUAUAUGAGGACAUGGCUGGAGUCAGUCCUGUCACUACAUGAUGUCUGUCUUAUCCUGUUACACUUGUUACCUAGAGAGUUUUUGUUUACCUUCAUAUUAUUAUGUAAAAAAAUUGAUAACUUUAUCAAUAUUAUAUAUUAACUAUUGUAAGUUUAAGGUCUUUUUUUCAUUGCAUAUUUUGUCAGAAAUCUUCCAAAAUACCACUUUUCUCACGAAACAGAUCUUCUUUUAUUAAUCACAACAAGAAAACACUAAUUCUUUUUUAUACCAUAUAUUUACUGUGAUACAGCUUAAUAUUAAUUUGUUGACUAGCUUCUAAGUCAUUCUAAGUUAACUAUUUUUACAUGAAAUCUCAGAUAGAAUUUGCCAGCUUCAAAAGUGAUUUUUAGCUCGACUAUACGAAGUAUAAGGAGAGCUAUCCUACUCGCCCCGGCGUCGGCGUCUUUCCGCGUCCCCACCUUGGUUAAAGUUUUGGUGCACUUUCUCUUUUUUCAACUUAUCUCUGUAAUUACUGGAUGGAUUUGAUUCAAACUUGAAAUACUUAUUCCUCAUUAUCAUCCACAUCAUCUGACAUAAGGGCCAUAACUCUGGCACCAAUAUUUCAUGAAUUAUCCCCCAUUUUCACUUAGAUUUUUUAGGUUAAAGUUUUGACGCACUUUCACUCUAUCUCUGUUAUUACUGAAUGGAUUUGAUUCAAACUUAAAAUAGUUGUUCAACAUCAUCACCCACAUCAUAUAACACAAGGUGCAUAACUCUGGCACCAUUUUUUCAUGAAUUAUUCCCCCUUUUUACUUAGAUUUUUUGGUUAAAGUUUUGGUGCACUUUCACUCUACCUCUGUUUUUACUGAAUGGAUUUGAUUCAGACUUCAACAUCAUCACCCACAUCAUAUGACACAAGAUGCAUAACUCUGGCACAAUUUUUCAUGAUUUAUUCCCCUUUUUACUUAGAAUUUCAGGUUAAAGUUUUGUGCACUUUCACUCUAUCUCUGUUAUUACUGAAUGGAUCUGAUUCAAACAAUUGUUCAACAUCAUUACCCUUAUCAUGUGACACAAGGUGCAUAACUUUGGGACCAAUUUUUCAUGAGUUAUUUCCCCUUUUUACUUAGAAUUUUAGGUUAAAGUUUUGAUGCACUUUCACUCUGUCUCUGUUAUUACUGAAUGGAUUUAAUUCAAACUUAAAAUAGUUGUUCAACAUCAUCACCCACACCAUAUGACGCAAGGUGCAUAACUCUGGCACCAAUUUUUCAUUAAUUAUUCCCCCUUUUUACUUAGAACUUUUCGUUAAAGUUUUGAUGCACUUUCACUCUGUCUCUGUUAUUACUGAAUGGAUUUGAUUCAGACUUAAAAUAGUUGUUCAGCAUCAUCACCCACACUAUAUGACACAAGCUGCAUAACUCUGGCACCAAUAUUUAAUGAAUUAUGCCCCUUUAUGCUUAGGAUAUACUUAUAUAGUGUUUUGAUACAUUUUAUCUUUACCUCUCUUAUAACUUUAAGUUGAUAUUUUUGACAUAGACUCAGGCUAUUGUGCAAUAUCCUCAUCCGCAAUUGGAGUCAUUAAACACUCCAGUGACAGCUCUAGUUUCCUCAGAUGUGCCCAGUUUCACUAUCCAGCAUCGAAAUAGUCGAGCGCGCUGUCUCCUGUGACAGCUCUUGUUAAGAUAUAGUUUAGAGUGUUAGAGAUUAGGAAAGAGUGUAAGAGAUUAGGUACAACUAGGUUCAAGAACACUAUGACUUUGUCGAAACAUUUAACCGAACACUUGUCAGUUUACAUUUUUUUUCGAAAUUAACAGUAACGUUUUCAAUAUAAUGGAAUAUUACAGCAAAUUGAUGCUUGCAAACCUGUCUGUCACCUUUGCAGAUACUGUCAUCUUUUCAGAAAUUUCUAUUUUUCAAGUAAGCUUAAUAGUAGAACAUUUUCAUACAUCGUUCAAUUUGUUGCUCUGUGGAGAUGACAGUAAGGGAAUGGUAAAAUGAUGUAUACUUCCCAUUUUUUCUUCAUAACCUAUAUGCAUGUUUGAAGUUUGAACAUUGCAAAAUGUUGAGCAUUUAGAUGACAGCUGAAGAUAUCAUUGAUGUUUGCCUGGUGUCUGAAUAUUAAAGUUUUAUAGUAAUAGGUAGUGUGUGUGUUUUUGUCAAAUGCGCACAUUCUUUUUUUUUUUAAACAGAAAUCAUGUCAUACUAAAUUAUUAACCAGUGGAAGAAUUUUUGCUAUGCAGCUUUUGAGUUUUUGUUUUUCCUUUUUAACCGGAUCAUGCAAUGGGUAAUUAGGGCCUACCACUAGAUAUAACUUUGUUUGUGACCAAUACAUACAAGUACAAUCUGUAGAAAAUACUGAUUUUCACACGGUAGAAUAUAGGAUGUAGGGUACAGCAAAAACAAAAAAUGUUUAUGUGGAGAUAGACAAAUAUCCUGCAUUUACCAUAGUUGUUUUUCUUUUACAUUCACAUUUUAUUUCUCUAUUAAUCAGAACAGAGCUCAAAGUGGCUUAAGUCUUGUUUUUGUGAUUUCAAGUAUGACGGGCACUUAAGAAAAAUAACCUGAUAAAGUCCUUACUUGUUUCUCUGUUCAGCACCUUUUUUAAAGAUCCUUGAAACAAGGAAAUGAAUACAGAAAUAAGUUGUACAACCAUUUUGUUGUGUUUUAAACUUAUCUUAUUACAUAGUUACCAAUCAUGUUUGUAUGUAUCAGUGACCUCAAACAAAGGAGAAGAGUGCAUGUAUAUGUAUAUAUCUUGGGCCAAUGUUGUAAAAUUGAGCCUGGAGAUUAGUUCUAAACCUUAAGUCUGAAAGACAGUUUUGAAGCAUAGAUUUGAAAUAAACUAAUGGCAGAGUUUUGUUGUGAUACUGGUUUCCAAACUUGAUAAUAUAACCUUGGCCCAGAGACAAAGUCUUUCCUGGUGAGUUUGGCAUUUAUAAGCGGACUCAAUAUCUAACUUUGCUUUGUUUAAGUUAUUACUUGUGUCUUAUUCCAGUUGAGUUCAAUUAAUUAAUAAGUUUCUAACAUUUCAACUGCAUUUGUUCCUUUUUUUCAGUGUCUAAAUUCAAAUACAUGCUUAUAUGUCUGUAUAUGCAUAUUAUGUCUGUUUUUUGUGUGAUGCCAUAUGACAUACCGUAUUAUUAUAUGAUUAAUAUAUUGGAGAGUUAUACAGAGAGUAGGUUAAAUUAAAAGUAUAUUAGGAUAUGAAUCAUGAAUUCAUCAGUUUAUUGACUAUGUAAAAUACUUCCUUUGUUAAUAUUCCAAGCGGUUCCAGAAUGUUGUUCGAAGUGCUGAUGAGUCUGACUGAUUUCAUAAAAUUAUUGUGGCCGACUUGAGGAUUUUUCAACCCGAGAAGAGUGAUAAUGAUCAAGGGUGCAUGUUAAAUUUUCAUAUUGAGGCAACUAUUUUUAUACGCCCAAAGGGACGUAUUAUGUCAUACCCCCGGUGUCCAUCUGUCCGUUAUCAGUUUUGUGUCCACUCUGUAACUCUUGAACCCCUUGAAGGAUUUCAAAGAAACUUGACACAACUGUUCACCACACCGAGACGACAUGCAGAGCACAUGUUUUUGAUGUCUUGCUCAAGGUCAAGGUUACACUUAGGGGUCAAAGGUCAUAUCAGUUUGUUUCGUAUCCGUUUUGUAACUCUUGAAGGAUUUCAAAGAAUUUUGGCACAAAUGUUCACCACACCGAGACGAUGUGCAGAGCGCAUGUUUCGGAUGACUUGCUUCAAGGUCAAGGUCACACUUAAGUGUCAAAGGUCAUAUAUGACUUUGUUUUGUGUAUAUUGCUCUGCAUUGCAGUGCUCUUGUUUUUAUUUGGCAGAUCCCUUUUUUGUUCACUUACAAUAAAAAUGUUUUGAAUUACCUUCCUUUUAUGUUACUAUAUAAUUAUAGCUUAUUUUGAAACUUUUUUAUUAUUGGCCAUAGGGAAAAACCGAGACCACUUUUCUGUGGUACAACAUGGAUGGUACCUCCAAUUUUUAGAUGUAUUUUGACAUACCUGUACCUGGUAAAGAUUUUUUUGUGGACUUAGAAUUUUUUUUGGAAUUUCUUCCCUUUGUUGUUCCUGUCCUUUGGGCUUCAACAGUCUAGUUCUUAAAAUUUUGCUCCUGUCCUCUGAUGUAACCCUUCAGGUGUAUAUUGCCCUGCUUGGCAGAGCUCUUAUUUUUAUUAUUAAAUCCAACCAAAUACUCUCUUUUUGUUGGACAUUAUGAUUAAGGAAAAAGUAGAACUUCUUUGUUGCAUGGAAAUUUCUGGUAAUUAUUGGAUGUUGAAUUGGUCACUUUAUUUUUAAGCCAACAUUGCGAUUGUUUUCCUAAGCCUUAUACAAGUGAACAGUAAAAAAAAGCUAUUAUCAUGUCUUAAAACAAUGGGAUGUGUCCUUGAAGUCAAAAUCAAGUGGGUAGGGGAGGGAUUUUGUCCCAUUCAUGAUUGUGUCCUGAUCCCUUUUGUUCCAAGCUUAGAAUGUAUUUUUUUUUGCAUGGAAUGCAAGUAGCAAAAUGGACUGGAACAAAUAAGUUUAUUAUAUUGUACUUGCAUACCUUAUAUCACAUAUGGAGAUCUGUUAAUAAUAUUUCACCUAAAUGUUGCAUAAAAUGUUUUUUAAAUAGAAAUUCCGGCUUGUACUGUUCUGUUUUGAUAUUGAAGAGGGGCAAAUGCCGCAAUUCAAUGUUUGUUAUUGAAUCAAAUGACUUCUGGUAUAGUGUAAAUACCAUGUGAUAUUUGAACAUGUUUCUGUGAUUAGAAGUGUGGGUUUACAAAAGCAGCAGGCUAGGCUCACCUUCUUAUCAAGUAAAAAGAGAAAAAGUGGAAAAGUAGAAUACAUGAAAAGAAAAAAAAAAUUUUGUUAGCCCCUAUACAUUAGUACUUAUACAUUUUCGAACUUACCUAAAGAUGUUUUCAGUAAAACUAAGCUUACCAUUUUAAAUCUGGUCAGUAACAAGAGAAUGCCUCGGUCUACAGUGAUCAAACUUCAUAAGAUGAUAACUUGUAGAUUACAAACACUUGCUGUUUCAGUGAAUUUACUUAAUAAUUUAGCAAAACAAUAAUUCCAAAAUGUUAACUUUUGAAUUUUAUUUACUUGCUGUCAAAAUGGUGACCUUAACUUUUUAAAAAUCGUUUUUCCUGUAUUAAUAGAACCGUUGAAUAUUCGGAUAAAAAUUAAAUGUUGCAGGUAAACAAAGUUGUCAUAGUUUUUUGUUUUCUUUUUCUCCAAAAAACAAGGAGAAAAUUUAUGACCUUAUGAAAGUCUGGUUUGUAUGUGGACUACUGCACAUAUGAGAAUUACUGCACUGGGACAAAUUUUCCUCCCCCGACACCCAGUAUGUGUUUACUUUUUCAGUUUCUUUCAUCUUAUAUUUCAUGACGAUGUUUUGUAGUACUGACCAAUCCCCAGUCAAAGAUAAUAUGACAGUUUUCAUCAAAUGUCCUCAACAUUGCAAUUUAUAUAUUCAUAAAACACUUGUUAAAUGUAAGUUUGGUGUUUAAAACCUUACACAUUUACCUGUAGUGAGCAUCGCAAUUAUUUUUAACAAACAAGUUUAGCAGAUGUAUCUAUGCUUUUAUUAUUUUGCAUUUGGAUCUACAAAAUAUACAUGUUCAGAGAUUGAAUUCUCAUCCAAUGUAACUGUUUGCUUUUUUCCAGAGAAAAGAUUAGUUUUGUUCCCUCUCUCAUUUUAAGAUUAUUGAAGCUAAAGAACUAAUUCACUUGAUUGGAAGAUAAGCCUAGCUGAAGUAAUGCUUGUUGUACAAGAUUUAUUAAAGCUUUAUCUGUCAGGUGUGCUGGUAAGCUGAGAAUUAAAGGUAUAAAAGAAUCA
Mercenaria mercenaria is the source of this 7839-nucleotide messenger RNA. RefSeq names its product protein fem-1 homolog C-like. NCBI's taxonomy places the organism in Eukaryota, Metazoa, Mollusca, Bivalvia, Venerida, Veneridae. The record is from RefSeq and is a predicted model, not a curated record. The transcript has 2 exons. Gene Ontology annotation, molecular function: protein binding. Bases 174 to 2042 code for a protein of 622 amino acids.